Messenger RNA from Seriola dumerili (greater amberjack), 1675 nucleotides. RefSeq names its product abl interactor 2-like (gene abi3b). Gene Ontology annotation, cellular component: lamellipodium. The record is from RefSeq and is a predicted model, not a curated record. The transcript has 4 exons. Gene Ontology annotation, molecular function: SH3 domain binding. Lineage: Eukaryota; Metazoa; Chordata; Actinopteri; Carangiformes; Carangidae.
UCGACUGACUACUGGCACAAACAUCUCCUCAGGUAGCGUGAAGUCAAUCUUUUAAGCAGUUUGUAAAGUUUUUUAGCCGCGCCUAUGGGAGAAAUGGCGGAGCAAAAGAACUUCUCUGAAGUUAUUACUCAGAUAUUACAAGAAGCGCCAGAUGCCAGGAAACUUCUCGCUGAUAACCAGAGCAACCUCCUCCGAGUCGCAGAUUACUGCGAAAACAAUUAUCUCCAGGCAGAGGAUCCAAGUAAGGCUCUUGACGAAGCCAAGGCUUUAGCUAACCAGGCGCUGGCCAGUGUGACCUACCAGAUCAACAGCCUGGCCAGCAUUCUGCUUAGACUGCUGGACUCACAGGCGAUGCAGAUUAAAGCCAUAGAGUCCUCUAUCAACAUGCUGUCACUGGCUGCAGCGAUCCACCACGAGAAGGUAGCAAGGAGAGAGAUUGGUGUUUUUACCACUCCCAAAAACAAGAGCCGCUCCAAGCUUAUGACCCCGCCCCCUUCAGGCAGGCAGCCAGAGAUAAGCUACUCAAGAGCACCAAUAUCAUACUCCAUCUUGGACUCCACUGGACACUGUUUUCAGAUCCAGUCUUGGCAUCGCUGUGCCUCCGCCAUCAGUCCCCACCAACGACAGCCUCCCUCCCCCUCCUACUGCUGACCUGGACUCCAGCGUGACUUCUCCUCCACCCCCACCACCUCCCCCUUCCUCCAUGGACACUGGCCUCCCCCCUCCGCCUUCCUUGACCUCACCCACAUGUCUCCCUCCACCCCCGCCUCCGCCAUCAUCAGGAGCCAGUCCUCUUCCCCCUCCACCUCCACCUCCACCAUCAUCAGGAGCUGGCUCUCUUUCUCCUCCUCCUCCUCCUCCUCCUCCUCCUCCUCCCCCACCAGUGUCAGGAGCUGGUUCUCUUUCUCCGCCUCCUCCUCCUCCUCCACCCCCACCAGUGUCAGGAGCUGUGCCCCCUCCUCCUGCGCCACCCCUUCAUACCGGCACCUCUGGUACUGUGCCCCCACCACCUCCUCCACCACCUCCGCCUCCCCCUCUCCUACAUUAACGAACAGUAUAGUUCGUGCUAUGGGAGGAUUUUAUGUUAAGCUCGGGUGCAGCGGUGAACAGUGUGAGCAGACAUGCUGGCUGUUCGCCAUUAGACUGGUGUAUAAAACAUAUGCAGCGUGUUUUGAGAUCAACAUCAAGCAUAAAUAAAAGUUUGAAAACUUGUGUUAAGUGGUUUCACCUUGAGCUGUUUCCUGUGUGUUGAAUGACACAGCGAGAGCCUCAAAUGAUAUUCUUCCAGGGACAGAAAGUCCGCCAAAGCGAGACAUUCUGCCGUGUUGAGUGCUGCUCUGCUGAACAAGUUUCAACAACACGUUGCCUGCAUUCCUAAGAAACAAGCUGAAACAGGGAUUCUUGUGUUUCCCUGUUAUCCUCUCUUGUUUUCCUGUAAUGUGAUUUCCCUUCCUUAUUACGUCUUUGUGUUAUUGCAGUUUCUCAAUCAGUAAGAGUCACCUUAAAAGCCAGCGGCCUUUCACCUAACACUCAUUCUACCUUGUCAAUGAUGAGGUUGCUUACGUCACAGGCUGUAACCUCAGUGAGUUCUGCUACUUUAAACAGGUCAAUGACACUAUAAAAUGCCUGUUGCAAGUCAACACUCUUACUUAAUCUUCACUACAUGGCUGCUACU